This is a messenger RNA of Arachis duranensis, 2361 nucleotides long. Its product is annotated as pentatricopeptide repeat-containing protein At5g19020, mitochondrial. The record is from RefSeq and is a predicted model, not a curated record. NCBI's taxonomy places the organism in Eukaryota, Viridiplantae, Streptophyta, Magnoliopsida, Fabales, Fabaceae. Gene Ontology annotation, biological process: RNA modification. Gene Ontology annotation, molecular function: protein binding; RNA binding.
AAAAAUUUUCACGCAAAAACCCAUUUUCCCCAGCAAUGGACGAUCCUUUUUAUACAUAAUGAUCCAACGGCUAAAAGUUAAAAGAAAGAAACUUUUCUCUUUCAUUUAAACUCCAAAAAAGCAGUUUUUGAAACCCCAAAUCAGGUGCCACUUUUUCUUCUCUUUGGCGGCGAAACAACAAUCAAUCGUCAAUGUUUCAGUCUCUAAGACCUUAACAAGAAAAUUGCAGAGGAAGAUCCAAUUUUGAGUUUAAUGUUUCACCUCCUGUGGGUCUUCAAUUCUAAGAAUCUCAGAAUAAAAUUCUUCCCUCAAACACUUAAAUGGGUUUCCACUUCAGCCACCAAAGCCCCUCCUUCAGAAGACCCACAGCACUUCAUUCGUAUUUUCUUCAAUGCAAGACAAAAUCAGAACCACUACGAAUGCGAGCUUGCACUUGUUUCCGCUCUCAAGUGUUGUUCCUCAUCCUCCGCCGCUCCUUUGGGCCGCCAAUUCCAUUCCUUGGUCGUCAAACUCGGAUUCCAUUCCAACACCUUCAUUCGUAACAGCUUGAUCAGCAUGUACUCUAAAUGCGGCUCCUUGUUCGAUGCCCAGUUGCUCUUUAAGGCUUGUCCUACGUUGGACCCUGUUUCUUGUAAUAUCAUGGUGUCUGGGUACAUGAGAGCUAGCCAAAUUGGCUGUGCCCGCCAACUGUUUGACGUAAUGCCUGGUAAAGGUUUUGUAUCCUAUACCACCAUGAUAAUGGGUCUUGUUAAAAAUGGUUGCUUUGGGGAUGCCCUUGAGGUUUUUAAGGACAUGAUGGAUCACAGUGUGGUCCCUAAUGAGGUCACUUUGGUGAAUGUAGUGUCUGCUUGCUUACAUUUUGGUGAGAUAUGGAACUGCCGGAUGGUUCACGCAUUGAUUAUUAAGUUGGUUGUUGAGGGGCAGGUAGUUGUCUCGACUAAUUUGAUGCAUGCUUAUUGUGGUUGUUUGGGUUUAGGGGAAGCGAGGAGGCUGUUUGAUGAGAUGCCUGAGCCUAAUUUGGUGUCCUGGAAUGUGAUUUUGAAUGGGUAUUCAAAGGCGGGGCAUCUUGAGAUGACCAAGGAGUUGUUUGAGAGGAUUCCUGAUAAGGAUGUUGUUUCUUGGGGGACGAUGAUCGAUUGUUGCAUCCAAACAACUUGUUUGCAUGAAGCUUUGGUGAUGUAUCGUGCAAUGCUUCAGAAUGGAAUAGGGCCUAAUGAAGUCAUGGUUGUGAAUUUGGUUUCAGCAUGUGGUCGUGAGACAGCAGUCAACGAAGGUCGGCAAUUGCAUGGAACAGUUGUUAAGAAAGGAUUUGACUGUUACAAUUUCAUACAGACUACGAUCAUCUAUUUUUAUUCAUCUUGUGGGAUGAUGGACCUUGCCAAUUUACAAUUUGAAGUGGGUGUAAAGGAUCACCUAAAAUCAUGGAAUGCUCUUAUUGCUGGAUUCAUAAAAAAUAAAAUGAUGGAGCAGGCAAGGCAAAUCUUUGAAGAGUUGCCCGAAAGAGACGUAUUUUCGUGGAGUACAAUGAUUGCUGGCUAUGCACAAACUGAACAACCAAGAAUGGCUCUUGAUCUAUUCCACAAAAUGAUAGCUAGUGGGGUCAAACCAAAUGAAGUUACCAUGGUGGGUGUAUUUUCCGCAAUUGCCACUCUAGGUGCAUUGAAUGAAGGAAGAUGGGCCCAUGAGUACACUACUAGUCAAUGCAUUCCUUUGAAUGACAAUUUAUGUGCAGCCAUGAUUGAUAUGUAUGCAAAAUGUGGGAGCAUCAACACCGCCUUACGAUUUUUCAAUCAGAUUCGAGACAUUGUGUCUUCCGUGUCUGCAUGGAAUGCAAUUAUAUGUGGAUUAGCAUCACACGGACAUGCAAGUAUGUGCCUAGAGGUUUUUUCUGAUUUGCAUAGGUAUGGUAUUAAGCCCAAUCCAAUUACAUUUAUAGGAGUCCUUAGUGCUUGUUGUCAUGCUGGGCUAGUGGAUCAUGGUCACGGAAAUGUAGAUAUUGGAGAGAGGGCUGCACAGAGCUUAGCCGGGGUGGCACCAUCUCAUGGUGGAGGUAAAGUUCUCCUAUCGAACAUAUACGCAGAUGCAGGAAGGUGGGAAGAUGUAUCAUUGGUAAGAAGAGUAUUGUGGAGUCAGAGAAUGGAAAGAAUGCCUGGGUUCAGUGGUGUUGUAAGAUAGUUAAAGAAAUUUCCAUACACAUUGUUUUUGCUAAUUUAUCCAAUGAAUAUGCUGAACAUUUCAGUAGGUUUUCCUUUUAGGAAUCAUCACUGAGUUGUUUUUAUAUAUUGUCUAGAGCUCCUUAAUAAUUUUGAUUCAAGUAUAUAUUUAUAUAUGAGCAUCAAAAUAAUGUUUUCUUUCCUUCAA